CCCGACAGCGCGACGCGAUUUUCAAUUAGGACACCUAUUGGAGUUUAAUGUGUUUGAUCGCGCGUUCGUACGAGUGAAAUUCGAUAAACGCGUAGUCGCGUUUUAUUACUUUUAUUAGGACGACACCUUACGCAUAAUAUACAACUUAAAUAAUAGAGGUCGCUUGGCAGUCAAAUUGUAAAACCACAGUCUAAGGAAUGAAUAUUUUGUGAAGAAAUAUCAUAUUAGAUCUUAAAGACAGUACCUUAGUUGAAAAUUGCAUGACGAAGAGCUGAUAUUGUAUUACGCAAUAAGUAACUAAAUGCAACUAUCCGGAACCUACGUCAUUUAUGAAUAAAUAUUUAUUAUAUAUUUAACAAUGUUUUGCUAUGAUUACCUAACAUCAUAUUUAUGUUCUGAUACCCAUACAGUAGGGAAGUUUGAUAUAAUAUCACAAUUAAACAACUGCUAGUACAAUUUCUGUGCCGUAAUGCAGCGACAGUUGUGGAGUCUAGUCUAGUGAAAAUUACUAAGAAUUAUUUAAUUAGAACGAAAUAGCAAUUAGUAUUAAAUAUGGAAUUAAUUCAAUUGAAAGAAACAGCAGGAAUUGAUGAAAGGAAAGGACACACCUACAUACAAUGGAUUGCUGCCAUCAUAGCCAAUUCUUCGCUUCUGACGUACGGUUUGCAAGUCGGCUGGAUUUCCCCCAUGACAAAAAUUCUGCAAUCUGAAUCGUCUCCAGCCGGCGAACCCCUCUCAGAUUACACCAUGGGGUUAGUGGCCAGCCUCAUGCCUAUUAGUGCCAUGGUGGCAGUGCCACUAUACGCCUUUGUAGCUGACAAGUAUGGUAGGAAAGCGGGGAUUAUGUGCAUAACGGUGCCUCACGCGAUAUCCUGGUUACUCAAACUGUUCUACCCAAGUCCGAUGAAUCUUAUAAUAGCCAGGAUAUGCAGCGGCAUAGCAGCUGGCGGUUGCUUCAACAUCAUCCCCAUGUACACCAAAGAGAUCAGCCAGGAUCAAAUCAGAGGUCUUCUAGGCUCGCUAUUGGUGCUCUUGUUUAAUCUGGGUGCAUUCCUCAUGUUCGUGCUUGGGGCGUACUGUGAUUACUACACUGUGUUGUACAUUGUGACUGGAAUCCCGUUUCUAUCGUUCUUGUUUAUAAUGAUAUGCCCUGAAUCUCCUGGGUUCCUGGUCAAGAAUGGGAGGUAUGAUGAAGCUGCGAAGGAAAUAGCGAAACUCCGUGGCUUAAGUUCUGAUGAUAAAUCUGUUCAAGGUGAAGUUGAGACGAUGCGAAAGGAAGAUGAGUAUUACAAAACUUUACCAGCUCUGUCUGUGAGGGUUAUUUUUAAGGAUCAUGCUUGGCGCAAGGGCUACAUCCUUGCGGCACUUAUGAUAACAACUCACACGUUCUGCGGCAAUUUCGCGAUCUUGACAUACGGCUCCACCAUUUUGGAGGAGACUGGUGUGCUGUUUGAUCCAGAGCUCGUGGCCAUCAGCUUUCCUGCCAUCAUGCUAGUUGGCUCCAUCGUGUCCAUAAUGGUUAUUGAGCGAAUGGGAAGACGGAUCAUUCUUGGCUCGUCGUUUGUCGUGUCAGCAUGUGCACAAGGGUGCUUGGCAACGAUUCUCCUGCUGCAGAAACAGGGUUCCAGCGCACCAGGGUGGUUGUCGUUGCUGGUCAUAGUGGCGACCAUGUUCGUCUACUCAUACGGCGUACUACCUGUACCGUACAUAAUUAUGACGGAGAUGUUUAACAUUCAGAUCAGAGCUAAGCUGCUAAGCAUGUUAGUGGCUCAAGCAUGGCUCUUGACAUUCAUCCAGUUGGCUGUCUUCGGGCCCCUCACCAGCACCUUCGGCAUGCACACCAUUUUCUUCAUUUUUGCAGCAAUUAACUUCUUUGGCGCCAUGUUAAUGAUACUCAUGCCAGAGACCAGGGGAAGAAGUGUGGAAGAAAUAGAGAUGAUACUUAGAAAUAAGUAAAAUGUGCUUACGGUGUGCUAGGUACUUAUACUAUGUAAUAAAACACUAUUUAAAUAAUA
This is a messenger RNA of Cydia pomonella (codling moth), 2015 nucleotides long. RefSeq names its product facilitated trehalose transporter Tret1-like. Gene Ontology annotation, biological process: transmembrane transport. Gene Ontology annotation, cellular component: membrane. Gene Ontology annotation, molecular function: transmembrane transporter activity. The coding region runs from base 553 to 1956 and encodes 467 amino acids. Lineage: Eukaryota; Metazoa; Arthropoda; Insecta; Lepidoptera; Tortricidae. The record is from RefSeq and is a predicted model, not a curated record. The transcript is spliced from 7 exons.